Brassica napus (rape) is the source of this 1761-nucleotide messenger RNA. RefSeq names its product protein MIZU-KUSSEI 1-like. NCBI's taxonomy places the organism in Eukaryota, Viridiplantae, Streptophyta, Magnoliopsida, Brassicales, Brassicaceae. The transcript has 2 exons. Gene Ontology annotation, biological process: hydrotropism. Bases 596 to 1507 code for a protein of 303 amino acids. The record is from RefSeq and is a predicted model, not a curated record.
GGACGCCAGACUUUGAUGAUGGUGAAAUUAAAUCUUAGUAUAGCAAACUACAAAGUCGUAGUAUCUCAUAGCCAGGCAAAAAAAAAACUAUAUAGUUGUGUAUAAAUACACGCCUUAAUAGAGUGUAAUCAUAUCAAUCAUAAUAUUUGAAUUUGGUUGAGAUGAUGAAAAAGAAUAUACACCAAAAACCUCAUUUCCCAUGCCAAUAUCAGCUUUAAACAAGCAGUAUAGCAAGAGCAUCUCCAAUAAAUAACUUAAUUCUGAAUGUAAAGAAUCUUCAAAAUUAGUGUUGGAGAUAUCUAAUAGUGUGAUCUUGAUAUUGUUAAACUAGCUCUAUGUUUUCUAAUACCUUCAAGAACCCAACAAAAGUACAAAACCUACGAGUAACAUUAUUUUAUUGAGGGGGGGAACUCUCACAUCACAUGAUAGGCAGUAAAUAACAUUAUCACUCAUAUAUGCUUCUAAAAUAUUCAUGUAAAAUGUCUAUAAAUAGACACUCAAAUCGACCAUACCUCCUCGCCACACUCAUAAUCACAUUGGUCGGCCGCUUUCUUUCUGUCGCCUUCCACAAAUAUAUAAAACACAUCAUAAAAAGAUGCAGUAUCAAGAACUCGCUCUUCAAAGAAGCUUCAGCUUCAACUCAAGCAAGAUCAAUCCGGCCAACUCUCCGGCUCGUGGCCUACACGCCCGUUCACCUUCCUCGACCACUUUGAUCCCAACCAUCCCUCACCACGAACUCUUCCUCGUACCCUGCCGUAAUUGCUCCUCCUCAUCCUCCUCCCACCGACCAGUCCCCUCCUCUUCUUCCACUAACAAAACCGUGAAAGUCACCGUGAAGCUUCCAUCCUUCUUACGUUCUCUCAUGAACCUCAUUAACCUCCCCACAUGCAACGUUCUCUCGCUUCCUUCUCCUCCAUCUUCUACCUCCAGCGUCUCUAACCAGCUGAUCUCACUCGUCAGGGGUGGAUCCUCUUCCCUCGGGAGAAGAGUCACCGGAACGUUGUACGGACACAGGAGAGGCCACGUCACGUUCUCUGUCCAGUACGGUCCGAGAUCCGACCCGGCUUUGCUCUUGGACUUAGCCAUGUCAACGGCAACUCUCGUCAAAGAGAUGGCGUCAGGGCUCGUCAGGAUCGCGUUGGAGUGCGAGAAACGUCACCGUUCCGGGACAAAGCUUUUCCAGGAGCCUAAGUGGACAAUGUAUUGCAACGGGAGGAAGUGCGGUGCCGCCCUGUCCCGUGGCGGCGCGUGUACCGAGUCGGACUGGCGCGUGUUGAACACGGUGUCUAGGGUUACGGUUGGAGCUGGAGUAAUUCCGACGGCUAAGAGUAUUGAUGACGUGUCCGAUGAUGGUGGUUUCGGUGGUGGAACGGAGCUUGGGGAGUUGUUGUAUAUGAGAGGUAGGUUCGAACGAGUCGUGGGGAGUCGUGACUCGGAGGCUUUCUACAUGAUGAAUCCUGACAAAAACGGAGGUCCAGAACUCAGUAUUUUUCUUCUUAGAAUAUGAAUAUGUCUUUAUUGACGUAUUAUUUUAUAUUUUGGAUCAAUUAUUGUUGUGUCGUGAAAUAUAUGUAAACGAUAGUGAGAAGGCCUAGGAGGUACGUACGCUAGGUUUUUUCUAAUUGUUUAUUAUGUGGUGUUUGGGGUUGUUUUGGCAGUAAGUUUUGUAUUUUUGUUACGUGUAAUAAUAAGUACGUGGUUGAUUAAGUGCAAGGCAUGAAGAUCUCCACAUGGUCCGUCAUGAUUAAUACCAAGAUUAAG